AUGUCUGCUGUAACAGGUGAAACAUCACUUAAUCUAGAAAAAGAUGUUGAACGAGCGAUUGAUCUUCUUGAUCAUCUUCGUACGACCAGUGAAAUACCAGAAACAAAAUUACUUGAAUUACAACGAAUAUUACGAAGUGACUUUUUUCACGCUGUUAGAGAAGUUUAUGAAAAAAUUUACGAAACUGUUUCAAUAACCGGUUCAACAGAAAUUCGAGCGAAUGCUGCUGCUAAAGCAACUGUUGCUGCAUUUGCAGCUAGCGAAGGACAUUCACAUCCGCGUGUUAUUGAAUUACCUAAAACUGCCGAAGGUCUUGGAUUUAAUGUAAUGGGCGGACGUGAACAAAACUCACCGAUUUAUAUAUCACGUAUCAUUCCAAAUGGUGUUGCUUGGAAACAUGGUGGAUUGAAAAAAGGUGAUCAAUUAUUGUCCGUUGAUGGUGUAUCUGUUGAAAAUGAAUAUCAUGAAAAGGCAGUUGAAUUGUUAAAACAAGCACAAAUUAGUGUAAAACUAGUUGUACGAUAUUCACCACAAGUGUUAAUCGAAAUGGAAAAUCGUUUUGAAAAACAACGUACAGCACGACGACAACCAUCAACAUCAACAACACCAAUAAAUAAAUGA
Rotaria socialis is the source of this 621-nucleotide messenger RNA. The record is from the annotation of a GenBank genome assembly. Lineage: Eukaryota; Metazoa; Rotifera; Eurotatoria; Philodinida; Philodinidae.